Messenger RNA from Phytomonas sp. EM1, 960 nucleotides. The record is from the annotation of a GenBank genome assembly. Lineage: Eukaryota; Euglenozoa; Kinetoplastea; Trypanosomatida; Trypanosomatidae.
AUGAUUGCUGACCUUAGAGAGCGGAAUGAUGACUGUGAAGGUGAGUCCGCGCUGAGAGCGGAGUCUGACUCCCCAUCUAAGUUGUAUGCCAUGUUAUGUGCCGUCACAAAGGAGGAGCAGGAGGUGAAGGAUGCCAUUACCCGCUCGCGUUUUGCCUGCGAGAAGCUACGCUCACAAAUUGUUGUUGAGGAGGAAAGGAUUGCGGUAAAACGCGACCGCAUGCCAAGUUUGCGCAGUGCUAUUGAAGUGGAGCAGGUGGAUAAGCGCGCCUGGGAAGCUUGCAUGGAUGGUGUAGCCACCGUCUUGGAGGACGCUAAACGGCGCGCGCUCAGGGCAGAGCAGAAUCUGGAGGCUGCAUGUGUGGAUGAUGACCUAGGGAUAUACGAGUGGCCCCUCGUGGACGAGUGUGGCAGCACGGAUAGUGGUGAGCACCUCUACGCGCCUCCCUCAGAUGUGCUCCGAAUGCUUUCCUCGCUUCAGAGAAAGGUAUCCAGCGUGUGCGCCGCGGUGAAGCUGAAGCAGAAGAAUGUGGACGAGCCUCGCGAAGCUGAGGAGCGGAGUGCAGCGGGACGUCCCACUCCCUUCCCGGGAGCGUCGACGUCAUCGCCGGAUAGCGAUGUAGGGUGUGCAUGCACAGAUGGCUUGGAUGCUGCGGCCGCUGUCGCGGUCGAUGAGGCUCGAUCACCGCGGCGACGUCGGUUGCAUUUUGAUGAGGAUUGCCUAGAGAGGGUAACAUUGGUUCGUACGGAACCUACGUCUGGGGUUCAAAGGGAGAUCCGGGGAAUUCAUGCAAACGUGGGUUGGGCGACGCUGUAUGAUGCUAGUGAGGCUGCAGCUCCUCGUGGGUGCUUGGUUUCAACGACACGCGUCCUACAACGGUCCUCUGCCGCUUGCCGUGUCAGGCCAACCAUGACGAAGUGGGUAUAUUUUAACCCCAAACAUUCGUCCGAAGGAUGCUAA